AUGUCAGUGCUUCUAUCCCUGAUCGCUCUCACCACCUCACCUCUUCAAUUCGACUACCUUCCCACACCACAACACGUCACCCAACUUCACCUAACUUCCGCCGCCAAAAAUCUCAGCCUACAAUUUCGCGAUGGUUUCCUUUACGCCGACGCGAUUCCCGUCUCGAAAUCGGUGGUCAACGAGAUGAUGACGGUGUCGAUGAAGUGUGUGUCGCCCGUCUCGUUACACUUUGCCACACCCUACGCCAAUUCGUUGGUGUAUUCGCCGACGUUGUGCCAGGCUGGCAAUUUGGGUGCGUUUUUUCGGGGAUUUUUUUGCGCUAAAAAUGAAGGUGCUGGCCGAGUUUUUGAUUUUUCUCGGGUUUCUAGGCCACCAGAAUCGUCUUCUUGGAUUUCUAGGCCACCAGAAUCGUCUUUCUGGGUUUCUAUAUCAUUUAGAGCUUCCAGCGUCAUGUUUUGGUUUCCUAGGCCACCAAGAGCUCAUUUUUGGUUUUCUAGGCCAUCAAAACCAUAUUUUUGGUUUUCUAGGCCAUCUCUUGGAUUUCUAGGCCACCAAAACUAUUAUUUUGGUUUUCUAGGCCAUAUCUUGGAUUUCUAGGCCACCAGAAUCGUCUUUUUGUCGUUUUUAAGCAAUUUUUGGUUUCCUAGGCCACCAAGAUUUGAUUUUUGGGUUUCUAGGCCACCAGAAUCGUCUUCUUGGCUUUCUAGGCCACCAGAACCAUAUUGUUGGUUUUCUAGGCCACCAGAAACUUCUUCUUGGUUUUCUAGGCCAUCAAGAGCUCAUUUUUGGGUUUCUAGGCCAUCAAAGCUGUUUUUUUUGGGUUUCUAGGCCACCAGAAUCAUAUUUGUGGUUUUCUAGGCCAUGUCUGGGAUUUCUAGGCCACCAAAACUAUAAUUUUGGGUUUUUAGGCGUUUUCUUGGGUUUAUAGGCCACCGAAAGUGCAUUUUUCGAUUCCUAGGCCAUGUUUUUGGAUUCCUAGGCCACCAAAACCAUAUUUUUGGUUUUCUAGGCCACCAAAGCUGUUUUUUUGUGUUUCUAGGCCACCAAAAGUUCAUUCUUCGAUUUCUAGAACAUUUUUGGGUUUCUAGGCCACCAAAACCAUAUUUUUGGGCUUCUAGGCCACCAAAACCAUAUUUUCUACCAUUUUUUUCCCAAAACAACAAAUAAUCCACAUAUUUUCCAUCAUCAUCUUCCAAAAAACUCUAUAAAUAUACAUACUUAUUUUUUGCCCCGCGAAUUUUUCUUCUCGUCUUUUAUGCUCUUUUUUUUUUCGCUUCGCUCUAUCCAUCAAUUGUUUAUGUUCACUUGUGAAAGUCGUCCAAAAAUGGCCAACUUUUUGCUCCACCAAAAAAUACACAUAUUAUUAUUACGAUGGAAGGAGCAAAAAAUAACAAAUCAAAUUCAAAUUCAAAAAAAAAAAAAAUAAAACAAAUUUUCUCGACCCCAUGGGGGAUUGAACCAGCGACCUGCUGUCUGCAAAUUCAACGCGCUAACCACUCGCACACGCGUGCACGCGGGUCGCUGCGCUUGAAUUGCACUUUUAUAUUCGAAAUUUUUUUUAAAUUUUUGCAGCGCUCUCCAUCGACGACUCUCAAAUCCACGGUUGCAUUUUCGACGUGUCGCAAAAUGCGAAAAUUCUCGCCGAAAGAGUUUGCGGGUAAGUGUCUCUUCAUCUUAUUUAUGAGCCAAUUAGCGGUCACUUUUUCCCCAUCUGCACUCUCUCAUUUCUCCGUGCUCUCUAGCAGUAGCUCCUGGAAAAAGUGUUAUUUUUAUGUAUUUUAUUUAUGAUAUCAAAAAGUAUAUAUAUUAUUACAAUGUGGUUUUGUGACAUGUGGGAAAAAUUUGCGGUGACACAAAAUUGAGGGACUAGGGGUUUUCUAGGCCACCAUUUUUCCAGCCACGACUCGAAAAACGCCACCAAAAACGCCGAAAAAGGACCAAUCUACGUGGCAGAACCCCUAGAAGUGAGAUUUUUCCAGAAAAUCCUCUGAAAAUCUGGAAAUUUUUCAGCUUAACGAAGGUGGGUCGAUUCCGAUUCAGUGGAAAAAUGUGUAUUUUAUGGCGAGCUCGGAAAUGGAGCAAAAACUAUCGCAUGACAGGAUAUUUUUCACGGUAAGUUGGGAUUUUUCGCGGGAAAACAUCGAAAAUUUCCGUUGUAGAUCACAGAAUCGGCGCGUCACGGUGAAAUUCGGGUUGAUGACGUCAUCACCUCAUCAUUUACGUACGCUCAACUUUUAGCGAGACGUGUAAUUUAUCGGCAUGACGGUUCGGAAACUCGUGAAGAUCGGCUCGGCGUUCUUUGUGAGCUUGGGACAUCGGAGCAACCCAAAUCGUACACGCUGAAGAUCAAGAUCAAUGGCGUCAACGAUGCUCCGCGUUUACAGCGAGUUGGCGAGGAGAAAUUGUUGAUUGCGUCGAAGGGUGCGAGAAUUUUGACACCGGACAUUUUGAGGGUCACUGAUUCGGAUGAUAGACCUGAGAGGGUUAAAAUUCAGGUGGGAAAUUUGGAAUUUUUCGAUGAUUUUUAAGAUUUUUGAAACAAAAACUCACUUUCAAAUCGAAAUUUCUGCCCAAAAUCCACGAAAAACAUAAAAAAACCAAAAAAAAAAAAUUCUUUUUCAAAUAAAAAAGUUGGCGCGCUUGGGUCUCGCAACGAACACACACGCGCCUUUAAUUUGCACCGUACUAUUUUUUUAUUUUUUCUUUUUUUUUCGAAAAGAAAAACACUUUUUUUUUUCAUUUUUUUGAAAAAAAAAGGAGAAAAACGUGAAAGGUCAAACUAGAGUAUAGUCUUACUCUUAUGCAAAACAAUAUAAUAACUGUUUAUCUCUCUCUUUCUCUAACUCUCUCACUUUUCUUCACUGCCCCUAGCUGAUAUUCGAAAAAACAAGGCGUCUUUUUUAUAAUUUUCUCCAUUUUUAAAUUAUUUUCAUGAAAUUUUUUGAACUUUUUUGAUUUUCAAUUGAAAUUUCCUAAUUUUUGAACAAAAAACUCACUUUUCUUCCUCAAAAUUCAGCCAAAAUAGAAAAAUAAUAGAAAAAAAAAAGUGUUUUUUAUAAAAAAUCGAUUUCUCGUUUUCAAAUAAAAAAGUUGGCGCGCUUGGGUCUCGCAACGAUGCAACACUUUUACACAUGCGCCUUUAGUUUCAACCGUACCUUUUAAUUUAUUUAUUAUUUUUUUUUUUUUAAAAAAAUUUUGCUUUUCGAAAAAAAAAGAAAAAACGUGGGAAUUUAGUUAUUUCAAAAAUAAAAUUUCUGCAGGUCGUUGAGGCGCACGGUGUACACCUGGAACUCCAGCAAUCCUCGCAAAAAAUCUCCGAAUUCACCUGGAAACAAAUCAUCGACGAAGUUGUGAGUAUCGUAGACGAUGGUGUGACGGACAUGGGACGGGUUCGGCUAAUCGCCAGAGAUGGCGAAAGUCGAAGUCAAGUUGUGGUGCUCGAAACACAAUCCACAAAAGUGGAUGUGAAAUUGGUGGCGAAUACGGGCGUCCGAUUAUUGCAUCAUAGUAGUGUGGUGAUUACGGCGAGGUUGGUGCUUUUUUUUUUGAAAUUUUUGGCGCGAAUAUAUGAAAUUCAAAUUUUUUUUCAGAAAUCUCUCAUUCGAGGCUUCAAUCAAAGAUAUGACUGUCAGUUAUCGAAUUGUUGAUUUGCCUGACACUGGAAUUGUUGAAUGUGUUGAUCCGAAUAGCGAUGAGUUCACGAUGUGUACGAUGUUCACACAGAUUCAGGUGAACAGCGAUUUUUGAGAGAAAUUCUGCAUUUUUUGCACUAGAGUCUAGUUUUCCAGGCUUCAGAAUUCCAGAGAAUUCGAAAUCAAUAAUUUUUAAGAUCAGAAAUUCCACGUGGAUUUUUAGCGCUAAAAUUUCAAAAUUUGAAAAAAUAAUUUUCAGAAAUUCCACGUGGAUUUUUAGCGCUAAAAUUUCAAAAUUUAAAAAAAAUAUAUUUUUGGAUUAGAAAUUCCACGUGGAUUUUUAGCGCCAAAAUUUCAAAAUUUGAAAAAAUAAUUUUUUAAGAUCAGAAAUUCCACGUGGAUUUUUAGCGCUGAAAUUUCAAAAUUUGAAAAAAUAAUUUUUUAAGUUCAGAAAUUCCACGUGGAUUUUUGGAGCAAAAUUUGAGAUUUCAAAAAAAAAAUUUUGGAUUAGAAAUUCCACGUGGAUUUUUAGCGCAAAAAUUUCAAAAUUUGAAAAAAAAAAUAUUUUAAGAACAGAAAUUCCACGUGGAUUUUUAGCGCCAAAAUUUCAAAAAUUGAAAAAUGAGUCUAGUUUUCUAGGCUUCAAACCCUAUUUCAUAAAAUUAAAAAAAGCAAAAUCAAAUUUUUCUUUCGAAAUUCGGGCUGCAGAAUUCCAGACUAGAGUCUAGUUUCUGAAAUUCUUUAAACCUUCAGACUUCCCCCUAACUCCUAGAAAUUUCAGAUCUCCGAAGAGCAAGUCCGUUUCCGCCACACAUCACCAACUCCCAGCUCAUCUUCAACUCUCUCCGAUCAAUUCAGUUUCCAAGUUGAAGCCGGCGAAUUUGCCUCAACAAUGCACGUAUUCCGCAUCGAUUUCAUUCCAAUGAACAUCAAAGUCUUCACCAGAGAACCUUUUGUUCUUAAUGCCACCGAACUUCAAAUCAUAACCCGACAGAAUUUAUUCGCCUGGACAUUUCCCAAAAGUUUCUCCGCUCAUAAUUUGAUUUUUCAUAUCGAUGAACCGCCAAAACUUGGCACCCUGUCUAGAAAAAUCGAUAAAAUUGCGGGGAAAAUGCGGAGAAUUGGAGUGGGCUCGAAUUUCACGCAACAAGAUUUGGAUCAGGAUUUGAUUUCGUAUAAGUUACACUAUCAACAAUAUUCGAUUGUUAAUGAUUUUUUUGUUUUUCGUGUGGUUUCGCCUGCGGUUUCUUCGGCUCUCAUGCGAUUUGAUGUGAGUUUUUUGGUGAAAUUUUGAAGUUUUUGGUGAAAAUUUGAAGUUUUUGGUGAAAUUUUGAAAUUUUUGGUAAAAUUUUGAAGUUUUUGGUGAAAUUUUGAAGAUUUUGGUGAAAUUUUGAAGAUUUUUGACCCUAGAAAGCGAAAAUCCACGUGGAAUUUCUAAUCCAAAAUUUUUUUCCUGAAAUUUUGAAAUUUUAGCGCUAAAAAUCCAUGUGGAAUUUCUAAUCCAAAUUUUUUGUUUUUUUGAAAUCUCAAAUUUUGCUCCAAAAAUCCACGUGGAAUUUGUGAUCCAAAAAAAAAAUUAUUUUUUCAAAUUUUGAAAUUUUAGCGCUAAAAAUCCAUGUGGAAUUUCUAAUCCAAAUUUUUUGUUUUUUUUUGAAAUCUCAAAUUUUGCUCCAAAAAUCCACGUGGAAUUUGUGAUCCAAAAAAAAUUAUUUUUUCAAAUUUUGAAAUUUUAGCGCUAAAAAUCCACGUGGAAUUUCUAAUCCAAAUUUUUUGUUUUUUUUUUUAGAAAUCUCAAAUUUUGCUCCAAAAAUCCACGUGGAAUUUGUGAUCCAAAAAAAUUAUUUUUUCAAAUUUUGAAAUUUUAGCGCUAAAAAUCCACGUGGAAUUUCUAAUCCAAAUUUUUUGUUUUUUUUUUAGAAAUCUCAAAUUUUGCUCCAAAAAUCCACGUGGAAUUUGUGAUCCAAAAAAAAAAAUUAUUUUUUCAAAUUUUGAAAUUUUAGCGCUAAAAAUCCACGUGGAAUUUCUGAUCUUCAAAAAAUUUUUUUUUUGAAAUCUCAAAUUUUGCUCAAAAAAAAUCCACGUGGAAUUUCUGAUCCAAAAUUUUUUUUUUGAAAUCUCAAAUUUUGCUCCAAAAAUCCACGUGGAAUUUCUGAUCUUCAAAAAAUUAUUUUUUUCAAAUUUUGAAAUUUUAGCGCUAAAAAUCCACGUGGAAUUUCUGAAAAUUAUUUUUUUGAAAUCUCAAAUUUUGCUCCAGAAAUCCACGUGGAAUUUCUGAUCCAAAAAUAUUAUUUUUUUUAAUUUUGAAAUUUUAGCGCUAAAAAUCCACGUGGAAUUUCUAAUCCAAAAAUGUUUUUUUUUUUUGAAAUUUUGAAAUCUCAAAUUUUGCUCCAAAAAUCCACGUGGAAUUUCUGAUCUUCAAAAAAUUAUUUUUUCAAAUUUUGAAAUUUUAGCGCCAAAAAUCCACGUGGAAUUUCUGUUCUUAAAAAAUUAUUUUUUCAAAUUUUUAAAUUUUAGCGCUAAAAAUCCACGUGGAAUUUCUAAUCCAAAAAUGUUUUUUUUUUUUUUUGAAAUUUUGAAAUCUCAAAUUUUGCUCCAAAAAUCCACGUGGAAUUUCUGAUCUUCAAAAAAAUUAUUUUUUUCAAAUUUUGAAAUUUUAGCGCCAAAAAUCCACGUGGAAUUUCUGUUCUUAAAAAAUUAUUUUUUCAAAUUUUGAAAUUUUAGCGCUAAAAAUCCACGUGGAAUUUCUGUUCUUAAAAAAUUAUUUUUUCAAAUUUUGAAAUUUUAGCGCCAAAAAUCCACGUGGAAUUUCUGUUCUUAAAAAAUUAUUUUUUUCAAAUUUUGAAAUUUUAGCGCUAAAAAUCCACGUGGAAUUUCUAAUCCAAAAAUGUUUUUUUUUUUGAAAUUUUGAAAUCUCAAAUUUUGCUCCAAAAAUCCACGUGGAAUUUCUGAUCUUCAAAAAAUUAUUUUUUCAAAUUUUGAAAUUUUAGCGCCAAAAAUCCACGUGGAAUUUCUGUUCUUAAAAAAUUAUUUUUUCAAAUUUUUAAAUUUUAGCGCUAAAAAUCCACGUGGAAUUUCUUUUUUUUUUGAAUUUUGAAAUUUUAGCGCUAAAAAUCCACGUGGAAUUUCUUUUUUUUUGAAUUUUGAAAUUUUACCGCUAAAAAUCCACGCGGAAUUUCUAAUCCAAAAAAAAAUAUUUUUUCAAAUUUUGAAAUUUUACCGCUAAAAAUCCACGUGGAAUUUCUGAUCUUAAAAAAAUUAUUUUUUGAAAUUUUAAAAUUUUACCGCUAAAAAUCCACGUGGAAUUUCUGAUUUUAAAAAAUUAUUUUUCAAAUUUUGAAAUUUUAGCGCUAAAAAUCCACGUGGAAUUUCUGAUCUUAAAAAAUUAUUUUUUCAAAUUUUGAAAAAAAAAAUUUUUUUUUUGAAAUCUUAAAUUUUUCUCCAAAAAUCCCCCGAAUUUUUAUCGAACUUAUCAACGAAAAAUAAUUUCAAAAAAAUUUCAAAAAAAUUUUUAAUGAAAAUUCUGAAACGUAUUUUUUUGGAAUUUCUCAUGUUUUCCAGGCUCAAAUUUUCAGCCUCAACCCAAUUUUUCAGUCUAGAAAUCUCAAAUUCCAGCCAUUUUCAGCCUUUUUCCAGAUUGUCUAUGUUCCAAAAGCAUCUUCGGUUAGACUUGUCAACAAAACCAUUGUGGUCAAAGAAGGCGAAUCGGCUUCGGUGAGUUUUUUGCUCUUUCUUUCUCUGCGUCUCUCAUUUUCCCACACUCUCUCUCUCUUUAGCUCAAAUUUUAUUAA
This is a messenger RNA of Caenorhabditis angaria, 7420 nucleotides long. The record is from the annotation of a GenBank genome assembly. Lineage: Eukaryota; Metazoa; Nematoda; Chromadorea; Rhabditida; Rhabditidae.